UGUCGUGGUGAGGGCUGCGUCGCCACGCGGCCACGAAACUGAAACCUCUCUCUCCUCACAUCACCAUUCACCAGUCAGUUGGGGGGGCUCGUCCUCGUCGUCACCUUCCUUCCGGGGUUCAGCAUCCAGAUCCAGGCCGACCUGGUCUUCUCCAGAGAGGGAAGAUCGGCACGAGCAAUGCGAGCCCCGAGUAGAUUUUCAGAUUAGUCGGCUCUCGCUGCCAUCGCCAUCGGAGCCAUCGAGGAUGGGCAGGUGGGGCUUCAGCAGGAAGCGCAAGGAGAGGAAGUGGGGGAGCAGCCGCGGCCAUGAACCCGGCGACAAGGGUCCGACCCAGGGCCUCAGGCACCGCGCGUCGCCGGCGAGGAUCAUGAAGCUGUACCCGCACCUCACCGCCGGGCAGCGGGAGAUGAUAGAGGGCGCCGGUUUCGGGGGGCUGCUGCGGCUCCAGUGCCCCACCGUCCCCGCCAGGCUCUCCACCUGGCUCCUCCGGCGGUUCGACACCGAGUCCUCCGAGCUGGUCAUCCCCGGCCGGGGCAGGAUCCCCGUCACCGUCGACAGCGUGCACCGGGUGCUCGGCAUCCCCAAGACCGGCCGCGACGUCGUGUACGGGCUGGACGACGAGAGCAUCGCCUCCGUGCUGGACAAGCACGGCGUCGACAGGCCGCCCUCCAUGGCGAGCCUGGAGAAGUCCAUCAAGCUGAUGAAGUCGGCGGACGAGCACUUCCUCCGGACCUUCGUAAUGCUCGUGCUCUCGUCCUUCCUCUGCCCGACCAGCAGCCUGAAGGUCAGCCCCCGGUGCUUCCCCGCGCUGGUGAACAUCGGGUCCAUCAGGGAGCUCAACUGGUGCAAAUUCGUUGUGGAGCAGCUCGAGAAGUGCGUCUCUUCCCUCGGCAAGAAGAACAGCGCAGGGGGUUGCCUCUUCUAUCUCGUGAUUCUGUACCUAGACUCGCUUGAUGUCCGUGGCAUGGAGAUACCUGACGGCACGCCGAGAGUAUCUGCGUGGGACAGGAAGCUGAUGGAUAAAAUCAUCGAGAUGGACAUGAAGAACAAUGGAUCUUUCGGAAAAUGCUUUUUGAAAAGGGAAGCCACUCGCAAGAUCAUUUCCAGGGGCGCAUCAAGUUCAAGUGCGUCUGUCCUGCUUGGCGACGUCUCGGCGAUAGCAAAUUUUGUGUCAUCAAAUGUCCUACCGGAGUACUGUCCACAGAAGAAGGAGGUCUUAUGCAAGGCUGCGGGUAAUCUUUGUGCAAGCAUCACGGACGCGCUCGCCAAGUUCAUGCGUGAAGUCUCUGGACUUGAAGGCUGCAGCGGAGAAGCCGGCAAAAAUGGCACUGAACUUGCAGUGAGAGAAGAUAACAAUGUGGAGAAUGAUGGUGACGAGAUGGAUGUUGACACGCUCCUAGAUGAUACUUCAGAGCUGGCAACUAAGGACAUGGAAGACACGUCGGUCGACGAGCAUGAAGAUGGAAGUUCCGGGGAGGGCGAGGAAGGUGUUUCGAGCAGUGCGGACUCUGAAGAUGAUCCUGACUGGGAAGGUUACAGACCCACGCGGACUCAUUCUCGACAAAACAGCGUGACACGGAAUAGCAGCAACAGCAAAGAGACUGGGGAUGGAAAAAAUAAACCUAGAGAUGUAACAACCACUGGUUCAGGAAAUGAUGAUUCCAAUAUUCCAGAUGGAAACAAUGAUGGAGUGAACCAAUGCAGCAAAGAACAUGAAAAUGUCGCAAAACCAACAUCGCCUAAUGUUCCUGAGGAUGUGAUGGUACCAACUUUGGUUGUGUCACCGGCAACGGAAGAACCUGGAGAUGUAGCAACCAAUGUCUCCGGAAAUGCUUCAGAUAAUCCGGAGGGAGAUCAAGGCAGAGUGAACCAGUGCAGCGAAGAAGAACAUGUAAACGUCGCAAAACUAAAUCCAUCCAGCGGUCAUGUGGAUGUGGUGAUACCAACUUCAGCUGUGUCACUGCCAAGUACUCCUAGCACACAACAGAAAAACAAUGAAAUGGAGUGUUCCGUUGAGGAUAAGAUGGCGAUCCAGCCUUGCAGCACGCCGUUGGGCGGAUCAUCUGUGAUGGCGUUGGAUGAUAAUGUGACCCCGUCAAAGGAAGACAAGAAAAUGGACAUGACUCCUGCUAUCAACUUUGUUGAAGGAACUCCUGUUGUUGAUUUGAGUACCCCGGAAAGUUCAGACAGCGAGUGCACGGUUGUAAGGACCGUAAGAAAACGUUCUCCUGUCAAUGGCCCGAAAACGCCCUCAUGAUUAACAGCUCAGUGGCUGAGAUGCUGAUGAAGAAAAAUGAAGCAUUUCCAUUGGCAACUUUGGAAACUGCAAUAAGGGGCACCCAAUCCACUGUCGAAAACGGUCUGCCGGGUGAGACAUGAUCAGUGCCUGUCUGCCUGAGAUGCUGAUUGAAGCCAUGGUAUAAUCUUCAUCAUUUCAGCAGAGUGGAUGCCUAGCUGGCACUGUGAACUUCUAAGUUAUGUAUAAUAUGUAUUCUCUCUUGACCUGGCCUGCUGGCUUGUAGUGUUUGCAUGUGGCACUCCCCUGGUUUCUGAACUAUGCUGGCCUGUACUAUAAUAUGAGAUCCAUGGAUCCAUGUUCUUUGCA
Messenger RNA from Triticum dicoccoides, 2605 nucleotides. RefSeq lists its product as uncharacterized. The coding region runs from base 245 to 2257 and encodes 670 amino acids. The record is from RefSeq and is a predicted model, not a curated record. The transcript is spliced from 8 exons. Lineage: Eukaryota; Viridiplantae; Streptophyta; Magnoliopsida; Poales; Poaceae.